GUGGAACUGCCUGGUAAGGUCCAGGUUGUACAGAUUGCUGCUGGUUCAAAUCAUACCAUUUUGCGCACUGCUGACGUUCCAUCGUUUGUUCCCGGCUUUGGACGUGGUAGUGGUACGGUUGCCACUUGGAUUGGUGCCUCCGGUGAUACAACUUUCAUUCAUAGCCAGGCGCGCGUUUACAGCAGUGGUAUCAUCUUGGAUUGCCAAAUCGUAGCGAACAAUGAGACGGUAUUGUUAUUCCCAAAUGAGGUCGGUAAAGACUACAUGGUUAUACGACGAAAAUGCAAUACUUUCUAUCAGUAUUCACUGGGAGCUGGCGGCCUUUACACAAAUUGGUGUCUGGAACCUAAGUAUGAUUUACUAUGGGCAUUCAAUGCGGCUGAAAUGCGCAUCAAAUCAAUUUCUGCGUGUUUGCCACGAUCUCAGGAAGCAAAGAGCAGCGAUGCGAACAUGGAAGCACUGGCGAAAGAAAUUAGUUUUUUACGAGCACCUGAAUUCAUGAUUCCGAUGGUCGGCGAAAUAAGCUUACCGAUCAGACAGCUUGCACUGAACCUCCUUAGUACAGCCUAUGUUGCAACAAUGCUGGAAAGUCGGCGACCGUCUGAACAAAAAGUCGAUUACUUUGCUCAUGAAGCAAAAGCCCCAAAUAUCGGUGGAGCUUCAGCUGGUCGAGGUUUUUCAAGUGGGUAUCAUCGUAUUGACAGAUUUGAAGGUUAUGGCGGAGGCUGGGGUUAUUCGGCACAUUCUGUGGAAGCCAUACAAUUCCGGACUUCACAGGAUAUCCGACUUUUUGGGAUUGGAUUGUUUGGUGGUCGUGGCGAAUACAUUGCUAAACUGAAAUUGUACCGAUUGUGCGCACCAGAUUACGAAGAACAGAGUGUGGAACUGCUUAGCGAAUCCGAUGAAAUGCUUUAUGAAUGUGCAGCACACGAAAAAGCACAACUUCUGUUCCCACGACCAGUCUCAAUCAAAGCAAACUUGUGGCAUGUCAUUUGCACGCAAGUCAAUGGACCAAGUUCGGAUUGCGGUGCAAGUGGUCAGUCAAAUGUUGUAGGCGAAGAUGGCGUGCGGUUUUUUUUCCGAAAUUCUCGUAUGUCCAAUAACGGUACCGAUAUCAGUGUUGGGCAAAUACCGGAAUUUCUGUAUCUAUCUGAAGCAUCCAAUACUCAAUCGCCAGAUUUCGAUGCAAAGAACAAAGCAACAGAUGCCUCACAUGACUGCAUAUCAUGCGCGAUUAGUUCACAGUAUCUGCUCACAAUAUCGUCAACCACUAUCGAAUCGUUGUUCCGUUUGGUGGACUGGUCUCUUCAGAAAGCUGUGGUAGAAGUCGAUUCGUCACGUGAAGAUGCAGCAUGGAUGCGUGAGCGUUUCAUGAUCAUCGUUAUUUUGGCGUUACGGUUUUUGAAAUUUUAUAUCUGCUCCCUGUAUUUGCCAAGAAGGCGUAGUGAGCGAUUGGAGAAGAGUGAGCCGUCCAGUGCUGUGGCUGAACAAAUGGUGCAGUUUGCGUCGAUCGUCUCUUCAAUUUUUGAAAUUGCGAACGAGCAACAACUCUCUGACGACAGUUCAGCUCGUGUAAUACUGCUAGAAGAAGCGGUUCACUGUGUGAUCCAGUGUUCGCAUGUUCUCUAUCCCAGUUCAGCAGUAUUUCUUGAUCAGCUCGCUUUUCUUAUGUCAACGCCAAAUCGUGACUGGUCGUUGGUUGCACUCCUUGGUGCUCUGUUAAACCACGAAUAUGUAUUACUUUUGUUCAUUUAG
This is a messenger RNA of Gongylonema pulchrum, 1755 nucleotides long. NCBI's taxonomy places the organism in Eukaryota, Metazoa, Nematoda, Chromadorea, Rhabditida, Gongylonematidae. The record is from the annotation of a GenBank genome assembly.